This is a messenger RNA of Boleophthalmus pectinirostris (great blue-spotted mudskipper), 3316 nucleotides long. RefSeq lists its product as uncharacterized. Bases 160 to 2817 code for a protein of 885 amino acids. Gene Ontology annotation, biological process: defense response to virus. Gene Ontology annotation, cellular component: cytosol. The record is from RefSeq and is a predicted model, not a curated record. Lineage: Eukaryota; Metazoa; Chordata; Actinopteri; Gobiiformes; Gobiidae. The transcript has 3 exons. Gene Ontology annotation, molecular function: protein binding.
UAAGUAAUGAGAGUUUCGUUUCCAAGUGAAAUCGAAACUAACAAUCGGUCCCGCCCUGAACCGGAGCCAGACCCGAGACCUGGACCCGAGACCAGGACCCGAGACCUGGAGCACAGAGGAAUUUAAACAACGACCAGAACCACGAGAGACUGUUUCAUAAUGAGCUCCUCAGGCUCCGCCCACGGCCCCUCAGGCUCCGCCCUCGACGCUCUGUCGUGUCACUUCACGUGGGGUCUGACCUUCAGUCGUGCGACACUGAUCCAGGUGAGGGACAAACUCAUGGACAUCGUCCCUGAAGAGAGCGCCACCUGGAGGGGGCAGAACUACAACCUGCAGGGCUUCCUCCAGCACAGACUGGGGCGCUCCUCAGAGGCCCUCAGCCUCCUGCGCUCGGCCUCAGAGGCCCUCAGGGGCCCCGAGCUCCUGGUGAACUACAGCGACCUGGCCUGGCUGCACCACGAGAGGGGAGAGCACGAGCAGAGCCAGGAGUACCUGAGCAGAGUGGAGGUGCUCAGGAGAGAGAACCCCACAGAGGGGGAGCACCCCGAGGUGCUGGCGGAGAAGGCCUGGACCCUGAUGAAGUUCGGGCGUCAGCAGAAGCUGGAGGCGGUCGAUGUGUUUGAGGCGGCGUUGGAGGCGGAGCCAGAGCGCGUGGAGUGGAGGAGCGCUCAGGUCAUCGCUCUCGCUAGUGCCAAAAAACACGACCCCGACCCCCCGGACGCUCAGCUGCUGCAGAGGGUGCAGAGGGCCCACGAGGACGACCCGGAGAACCUGUACCUGCACGUGCUGCACCUGAGCCUCAGGCAGCGCUGUGGGGACGAUGUGCUGGACGACGUCUCUGAGCUGGAGGACAGGAUCAUGGUCAGAGCCAACAGCAGCUUCAGUGGACUCAAGGCCGUGCUGCGCAUUUACCGAAACAUCAACCACCCGAACGGCGCCAUCAAGUGGGCGGAGAAGGCGCUGGACAAUCACCCCGACAGCCGCUACGUGAAACACUGCGUCGCACUCUGCUACAAGUGGAGGGUCCUGUUCCGAAAAGAUGGAGCGUCACAGCGCCGCCUGCUGGACAGAGCCAUAAGUCUGUAUGAGGAGGUGCUGGGUCUGUACCCAGACAUUCCUCUGGUCAAGGAGAUAGAUCUGGCAGAUCUUUACAGUAGGACCGAGAGAAGCAGAGCUGAGGAGAUGUACAGAAGACUCCUGCAGAGGAACAUGGAGCCUCCAGAGGCUCAGAUGCUCUACAACCGCUACGCCAAAUACUUAAAGUACAUGAAGCAGGACGUCUACAAGGCCAUCAAAUACCAUAAGAAAGCUGCACAAAUCGACCACGAUUCUUUCUUCAGAGACAACAGCCUCAAAGAGCUUCAGAAACACACCAGACAGAGUCUGGAGUCCAUCCUGGAGGAGCUGCAGAGCUUCUCCCUGAUGGAGCCUCUGGAGGAGCUGCAGUGUCACUUCACCUGGGAGCUCAAACGCAGCCGCUUCAUCCUGUUCUCCCUCAGGGACCGACUGGAGGACCUCGCCCCCGAAGAGAGCGCCACCUGGAGGGGGCAAAACUACAACCUGCAGGGCUUCCUCCAGCACAGACUGGGGCGCUCCUCAGAGGCCCUCAGCCUCCUGCACUCGGCCUCAGAGGCCCUCAGGGGCCCCAAGCUCCUGGUGAACUACAGCGACCUGGCCUGGCUGCACCACGAGAGGGGAGAGCACGAGCAGAGCCACGAGUACCUGAGCAGAGUGGAGGCGCUCAGGAGAGAGUACCCCACAGAGGGGGAGCACCCCGAGGUGCUGGCGGAGAAGGCCUUCAGUCUGAUGGAGUUUUACAACGACAAGAACCUCUUGGCAGCCGAGCUGUUGGACGAGGCUCUGAGGCAGCAGCCGGACAGACGGGAGUGGCUCAGUGCUCAGGCCGUGGCCCUCGUGAGCGCCCACAGACACAGCGACGACGUGGAUGAGAAGGUACUCCUCAAGAUAAAACGAGCCAUGGACAAGGACCCAGAGAACCUGCAGCUGCAGGCGGAGUACCUGAACCUGCGAGUGCAGAGAGAGGAGAGCGCCUACAGAGGGGAGCAGAGCGCCCACAGAGGGGAGCAGAGCGCCCACAGAGGGGGGCAGAGCGCCCACAGGGAGCAGCAGGGGCAGAGCGCCCACAGAGAGGGGCAGAGCGCCCACAGAGGGGGGCGGGGCUGGGGCACAGGGGAGGAGCUGAGGGCAGAGGUGUCCGCUCUGGCCUCUCAGCUCCUCCAGAAGCCUCAGACUUUACUCAGAGAUAUAAAGUGUGUUCUGGAGCUGCAGAGGAGGGCGGGGCGUGUGGACGAGGCCGUGGCGUUGGCGAACGCCGCUCUGAGGAAACGUCCCGACAGUCGGUACCUGAAGGCCUCCCUCGCCAUGUGCCUGAAGUGGCAGCUGGACCAGCAGGGGGAACGUGCGAGUCAGGAGCUGAUGGAGCAGGCGGCGGAGCUGCUGGGGGAGGUGGCCUCUCUGUACCCGGAGUCCUGCCUCAGAACUGAGUUGGACCGAGCAAACGUCUACGCCAAGUCCAACCGCGGCCUGGCACAGGCCCAGCGCCUGUACCAGGACCUGAUCCUGCGGGACCUGGAGCCCGUGUCCAGACAGAUGGUGCUCAACCAGUACGCCAAGUUUCUGAAACAUGAGCGACACGAUUAUGUGAAGUCCAUGGAGUACCACAUGAGGGCGGCAGAGAUCCCCUCGCCCUCCUUCUACAGAACCAACAGUAUCACAGUUUUACGCAGACUCAGCCCCAGAGACGAGCGUCUGCGCAGACGACUCCAACUCUUCCUUGAGAACCUCCAGGACUCAUGAAGCUCCUUCACUUCACUUGGAAGAACAUGUCAGGACAAUCUUUACUUUGAGCUUUUACCCACGUCACACUGUGUGCCUGGAGUUGUUUUCUGUUUUUCUGUUUGACUCACACUUGUUUCAUUAAAUCCAAAAUCUCUCUGAGCCUCAGAAACGACUCGUUCUCAUUUUGUCCAUUCAGUUUCUUCACAGAUAAAACUCCAAACGCCUGUGCAGUUUUUAAGCCCAUGAACCAUGACCGGACUCAGUCUGCGCUCAGACUCAGUCCAACACAUGACUCUGUCAGCGCAGAGUUCACGGAGGAUAAAGACUCAGGACUGUUUUCUUUCUACAUGUUUCUAAAGUGCUGACAGCAGAGGGAGCGCGCUGGGAACAGACGUGGAGAUUAUAAAGUGUCUAUUUCAAAUCCAAACAUAUUUAAAAAUGUGAAAUACUGAUCAAAAUUUUACCAAAAUGUGUGUUGUGUAAAAUCAUUAAAAUCAUCUUUGAAAAUGACAUGAAA